AUGCUCCUACGGAUAGCGCUGUUCUUUGUGGUCGCCUGUUUAGCACUAAUAGUUGUCGGCGCAGAGGAUUACUACAAGCUACUCGGUCUCAAGAAAGAUGCCUCGGAGCGCGAAAUCAAGAAAGCAUAUCGAACUCUCAGCAAGAAGUACCACCCGGACAAGAAUCCUGGCGACGAUGAAGCGGGCAAGAAGUUCGUGGAAGUAGCGGAAGCCUACGAGGUCCUCAUUGAGAAGGAGACACGCAAGAUUUACGACCAAUACGGCCACGAUGGCAUUCAACAGCACAAGCAAGGUAGCGGUCCACGCCAACACGAUCCCUUCGACCUCUUCUCGCGUUUCUUCGGUGGCUCAGGGCACUUUGGACAUCAAGGCGGGGAGCGCAGAGGGCCAAACAUGGAAGUGCGAGUUGCAUUGCCUCUUCGCGACUUCUACAAUGGCCGAAAGACGGAAUUCACAAUCGAGAAGCAAGCGAUAUGCUCGGCCUGUGAGGGCUCAGGCUCGGAAGACGGCCAUGUAGAAACAUGUAGCACAUGCGGUGGACGGGGUGUCCGGAUACAACGACAGCAACUCGCACCCGGCCUGUUCCAGCAAGUACAGAUGCAUUGCGACCAAUGCCACGGCAAAGGAAAGACGAUCAAGCACCCGUGCCCCGUCUGCAGCGGUAGUAGAGUUAUCCGCGAAGCCGAAUCACAUAUUCUCGAAAUCGAGAAGGGCAUGCCGAAGGGCGUACGCAUCACCUACGAGAACGAAGCCGACGAGAGCCCUGAUUACGUUGCCGGCGACCUCAUUGUGCACCUCACUGAGGCGGAGCCUGCUAUGGGAGAACAAGAGCACGAGCGCACGGACGGAACCUUCUUCAGGAGACGGGGUAAGGACCUCUUCUGGCGCGAAGUCCUCUCCCUUCGCGAGGCAUGGAUGGGCGGCUGGACACGUAACAUAACCCACCUAGACGGCCACAUCGUCCAACUUUCGCGCAAACGCGGCGAAGUUGUACAACCCAAUCUCGUUGAGAUUGUCAAAGAGGAGGGCAUGCCGAUAUGGCACCAACACCUCGAAAACAACGAGGGUCUGCAGUACGGUGACCUGCACGUCGAGUACGUAGUUGUACUCCCGGAUCAAAUGGAGAAGAGCAUGGAGAAGGAGUUCUGGAGCGUGUGGGAGAAGUAUCGCGCGAAGAAGGGCGUUAGCAUCGACGCCGAACUUGGCAGGCCGCAGGAGCCUAUCAAGAUGCCAGAGCCAGAUGCGCACGACGAGUUAUAG
Molecule: messenger RNA, 1260 nt
Organism: Alternaria atra
Lineage: Eukaryota; Fungi; Ascomycota; Dothideomycetes; Pleosporales; Pleosporaceae
Exons: 3
Coding region: 1-1260 (419 amino acids)
Biological process (GO): protein refolding
Cellular component (GO): cytoplasm
Molecular function (GO): Hsp70 protein binding
Source: RefSeq, a predicted model, not a curated record